AUGGCGGACAGUAUGCAGAUCGACUCGCCCGUGAUUGACGAGAGCUUGUACUCCAGGCAGCUCUACGUGUUGGGCAAAGAGGCCAUGCUCAAAAUGCAAAACGCCAACGUGCUUGUCAUUGGGCUCAAGGGCCUUGGCGUGGAGGUGGCGAAAAACGUGGCGUUGGCCGGCGUCAAGUCCUUGGCUUUGUACGACCCGCUGCGCGUGGAAACGCGCGACUUGUCGUCGCAAUUCUUUUUAUCGGAGGCCGAUAUCGGCAAGCCCACAGCCGCCGCGUGUGCGGAGAAGUUGCUGGAGUUGAACCUGUACGUGCCGGUGCUGGUGGUGGACGACAUUGCCGAGGCCACUUUGCGCCGUUUCAAGUGCGUGGUGGCCACCAACCUCGCGUUGGAGACGCAGGUGCAGAUCAACCAGUUCACCCACGCCAACGACAUUGGGUUUGUGGCCGCAGACGCGCGCGGGCUUUUUGCCAGCUUGUUUGUGGACUUGGGCGACGCGUUCCCUGUGCUUGACCCGACCGGCGAGGAGCCGUUGACCGGGAUCGUGUCGGACAUCGACUCCGAGGGCGUCGUCACCAUGUUGGACGACAGCAGACACGGCUUGCAGGACGGCGACUACGUGCAGUUCGCCGAGGUCCAGGGCAUGCCCAAGUUGAACGGCGGCAGUCCCCACCGCCUCGAGGUUUUGGGCCCCUACGCGUUCAAAAUCGCCAUCGACGCGUCCUACGGCUCGUAUGUAAAGGGCGGGCUUUACAAACAGGUGAAAAUGCCCGUGAAACUUGCGUUCCAGCCCCUCGCGGCGCAGUUGCGCGAGCCGGAGUUCCUCUACUCGGACUUCGCCAAGUUCGACCGCCCGCCACAGCUCCACGUGGGCUUCCAGGCACUCCAUGCUUUCAGGACGCGCCACCAGGGCCUGCUCCCCCGCCCCCACAACGCCGAAGACGCCGCUGAGAUUGUGCGCUAUGCCGAGGAAAUCGCUGCGCAGAACCCUGCCGUUUUGGGUGGCGCCGACCUCGACACCAAGCUCCUCACGGAAUUGGCGUCCCAGGCCACAGGCGACAUUCCUGGAAUGGCGGCCUUCUUGGGCGGCUUGGUGGCCCAGGAAGUCUUGAAGUGCUGCUCGUCCAAAUUCAGCCCGGUCAAGCAGUUCAUGUACUUUGACUCGUUGGAGUCCUUGCCCUCGGCCGAAAAGUACCCAAGAACCGCAGAAAACACGCAGCCAACGGGCUCCCGCUACGACGGACAAAUCGCUGUGUUCGGCGCGGAGUACCAGAAGGCCAUCGCCAACUUGAAGGUGUUUCUUGUGGGCUCGGGCGCCAUUGGCUGUGAAAUGCUCAAGAACUGGGCCUUGAUGGGCUUGGGCUCUGGGCCCGAGGGCGGUAUCAUUGUCACUGAUAACGACUCCAUCGAGAAGUCCAACUUGAACAGGCAAUUCUUGUUCCGGCCCAAGGACGUGGGCGGCAACAAGUCUGAAAUCGCUGCCAAGGCCGUACAGGCAAUGAACCCAGACUUGACUGGUAAGAUUCAUCCCAAGUUGGACAAGGUCGGGCCUGAAACUGAAGAUAUCUUUGGCGACGCGUUCUGGGAGCCCUUGGACUUCGUCACCAAUGCCUUGGACAAUGUGGACGCCAGAACUUACGUUGAUCGUCGUUGUGUCUUCUACAAAAAGGCCUUGCUCGAGUCGGGCACUUUGGGCACGAAGGGCAACACUCAAGUCGUGGUUCCCAACUUGACUGAGUCGUACUCCUCGUCGCAGGACCCUCCCGAGAAGUCCAUCCCAUUAUGUACUUUGAGAUCCUUCCCCAACAAGAUCGACCACACAAUUGCCUGGGCGAAGUCUUUGUUCCAGGGUUACUUCGCUGACUCGCCAGAGACCGUCAACUUGUACUUGAGUCAGCCCAACUAUGUGGAGCAGACCUUGAAACAGAACCCAGACAUCAAAGGCACCUUGGCUAAUAUCUCAGACCUUUUGAACAACAGGCCAUACUCUUUUGCAGACUGCAUCAGAUGGGCUAGAAAAGAGUUUGAGACCAAAUUCAACCACGACAUUAAGCAACUCUUGUACAACUUCCCUGAGGACGCUAAAACGUCCAACGGCGCUCCAUUCUGGUCUGGACCAAAGAGAGCACCUAAAGUCUUGGAGUUUGAUGUCAACAAUCCCGACCACUUUAAUUAUGUUGUCGGAGGUGCUCAUUUGUUGGCCUUCAUCUAUGGUUUAAAGGACCAGAACGUGUCGACCGAAGAGUAUAAGAAGGUAUUGGAUGAGUAUGUUCCCGAACCAUUUGUGCCCAAGACUGGCGUAAAGAUUGCCGCCAGUGAUGCCGAGGCUGAAGAAGAAGCGAAGAAACUCUCCGGUGGAUUUGACGAGAGCGAGAUCCAAAAGAUCGUUGCCACCAUGCCUGAGCCAUCUACGUUGGCGGGAUACAGAUUGACGCCAAUCGAGUUCGAGAAGGACGAUGACUCUAACCACCACAUCGAGUUCAUCACUGCUGCGUCUAACUGUAGAGCGUUGAACUACAGUAUCGAGACUGCAGACGCAUCGAAGACCAAGUUCAUUGCAGGUAAGAUCAUUCCAGCAAUUGCAACCACUACGGCAUUGGUGACUGGGUUGGUGUGUCUUGAAUUGUACAAGGUUGUCGCUCAACACGAUGAUGUGGAGCUUUACAAGAAUGGCUUUGUCAACUUAGCCCUCCCGUUCUUUGGCUUCUCUGAACCAGUGAAAUCCGCCAAGGGCAAGUACAACGACAAAACGUUCGACCAAAUCUGGGACAGAUUUGAGGUACACGGCGAUGUCAAGUUGAAGGAUUUGCUUGAGCAGUUUGAGAAGAACGAGGGCUUGGAGAUCUCGAUGUUGUCGCAUGGCGUGACGUUGUUGUACGCGUCAUUUUUCCCACCAAAGAAGGUCAAGGAGAGAUUAGAGAUGAGGAUCACCGAAUUGAUUGAGAGCGUCAGCAAAAAGCCGGUGCCUGCGCAUAUGAAGAACUUGAUCCUUGAGAUCUGCUGUGACGACAAGUCGGGCGAGGACGUCGAAGUGCCCUACAUCAACGUCAAGAUAUAA
This is a messenger RNA of Metschnikowia bicuspidata var. bicuspidata NRRL YB-4993, 3057 nucleotides long. It is a transcript of the gene UBA1, whose product is annotated as E1 ubiquitin-activating protein. The coding region runs from base 1 to 3057 and encodes 1018 amino acids. Gene Ontology annotation, molecular function: SUMO activating enzyme activity. The transcript has a single exon. Gene Ontology annotation, biological process: protein sumoylation. The record is from RefSeq and is a predicted model, not a curated record. Lineage: Eukaryota; Fungi; Ascomycota; Pichiomycetes; Serinales; Metschnikowiaceae. Gene Ontology annotation, cellular component: SUMO activating enzyme complex; cytoplasm.